Molecule: messenger RNA, 1740 nt
Organism: Acaromyces ingoldii
Lineage: Eukaryota; Fungi; Basidiomycota; Exobasidiomycetes; Exobasidiales; Cryptobasidiaceae
Exons: 3
Coding region: 351-1313 (320 amino acids)
Biological process (GO): phosphatidylinositol biosynthetic process
Cellular component (GO): Golgi apparatus; membrane
Molecular function (GO): CDP-diacylglycerol-inositol 3-phosphatidyltransferase activity
Source: RefSeq, a predicted model, not a curated record
GCCCAGACUAUCGUUUGAGCGACGUUCUUCCUGCCUCGGCGGCAACAAAGCAGGCUAAAAAUUAGGCACCCAACGUCGCGCACGGGUACGCUGCCUGCUGUGUUUUCUUUUCCCACUCCAGUGACGCACACACGCACGCACACGCGGACGCGCCGGCCGGAAAAGAGAUUGCGGGCGAGGUCGCAACAAAAGAUCGAAGAGCAAUCUUCGGCCUUCAUUUUCCUCCUCUUCCUGCCCCCUUUGCAAUCCGUCGAGGGUCCGCAUACAGGCACGCCCCGCUCGUCCGCCGUUCCGUAGAUAGAGUAGCCGACCCACGCGCCCCGCAGAGGACCCAAGGAGAGGCUGCAGUCAUGCCACGAUCAACGCGCGUAUCCCAGUCGGCUGCUGCCACAGCUUCGCCCGACUUCGAGGCAGCUGGAGAGAAGAUGACGCCGAACAAGCGAACCACCUCGUCGAAGUCCGUCGCCUCUACGCGGUCAGUCAAGGCCGAACGCGACGAGACACCAGACGUGCUCGACAGCCAGGAAGCGACGAGAAUGGCAAACGAGGCGAAGGAGAAUGUCUUUCUUUUUGUGCCCAACCUCAUUGGGUACGCUCGAAUCGUGCUGGCGGCGCUGUCGCUGUACUACAUGAAGUCGAACCCGAAGACCUGCACGCUUCUCUACGGCAUUUCGUGCCUCCUCGACGCCGCAGACGGCGUUGCCGCCAGGGCACUUGGUCAGAGCACAAAGUUCGGCGCCGUGCUGGACAUGGUGACGGAUCGCUGCACGACGUCGUGCCUGCUUUGCUUCCUCACGACAGCCUACCCCCGUUGCGCCAUCAUCUUCCAAGGGCUCAUCACCCUCGACUUCAGCAGCCACUACAUCCACAUGUACAGCUCCCUCAUCACGGGCUCCAGCUCCCACAAGCUCGUCACCUCGGACGUGUCUUGGAUUCUGUGGUACUACUACAACGACAGCCGGACGCUCUUCUUCUACUGCGCGGGCAACGAGCUCUUCUUCGUCUGCCUCUACCUCAUGGACUUCUAUCCGACACCGCUGGGCCUCAAGCCCGAAUGGUUCCUGUGGCCCUUGGGCAAGGAGGUCGCUUCCAGCCUUACAAAGACCGCCAUCAACAACCAAGACUCGAUCCAGGCUCUGACAUUCGAGAUCAUCCGCAAGCUCACAUGGCCCCAGGUCCUGGGCGCCAUCACGUUCCCCAUCUGCGCCGUCAAGCAGGUCAUCAACGCCGUUCAGUUCUGGAAGGCCGCAAAGGUCCUUGUCGGUAUCGACCUGGCCGAGAGGGAAAAGAAGAGGGAAAAGCAGGGCGAAUAGGGCAGGGAGGACAUUCCUCAGAUGCGACGAUCUACGGCGAGAGUCUUUCUCUCUCUCUAUGCACUUUCCUUUCUUUCUUCUCUUCCCCAUCUCUUCCUCUCUCUUUCUCUUUCUCUUUCUCUUCUUUUGCUCCCUUUUUCUUCUUCUUUCUCGGAUUCGGCGCUGCGAGUAGAAGUCGUCUUCUCUUCGCUCUCUGGUCUACUCUCUCCUUUAAUCUACCUUCCCGCGAGACGCUCUUCGUCGUGCCGUGUAAUUCUUCCCUUCCCCCCUUUCAUCAAACUACAAGCCAAGCUAAAGUGGAAGCCACAAGCGACAAGAACGUCAAAAGGAAAUCCAAUGAUGGCAAGGAUGGAAAUCGUAACAUUGAAGACGGAUGUAAAUUGAAACAAUGACUGAGUAGAGGAUGAGAAGGGAGACGAGGGGAAAG